Molecule: messenger RNA, 1757 nt
Organism: Lynx canadensis (Canada lynx)
Lineage: Eukaryota; Metazoa; Chordata; Mammalia; Carnivora; Felidae
Gene: CTU2
Product: cytosolic thiouridylase subunit 2
Exons: 15
Coding region: 79-1695 (538 amino acids)
Biological process (GO): tRNA wobble position uridine thiolation
Cellular component (GO): cytosol
Molecular function (GO): sulfurtransferase activity; tRNA binding
Source: RefSeq, a predicted model, not a curated record
CAGCAGUGGCCUCUCGGGGCCCCAGACGGGACAGCCGCAUCCAGAGUCGCGGAGUCACUCUACUGACAGCCCCGAGGGAUGUCAAAGUAUUGUCCAGCAUGGGACCCACAUCUGGCUUCCCAACGUUCUUUACAGGGACACCUGACUCGGACACCUGGCUGGGACGCUGGGCGCAGGCGGGUCUGUGGGAGGUGUGAGCUCCUCCUCCUCAGACACAGCCUCCGAAGCCGUGAGCUGAAGUGUGUGAAGUGCAAGGAAGGCGUACCCGUUGUGGUGAUCCGAGCCGGAGACGCCUUCUGCAGGGACUGCUUCAGGGCGUUUUACGUCCACAAGUUCAGAGCUGUGCUGGGGAAGAAUCGGCUCAUCUUUCCAGGAGAGAAGGUGCUCCUGGCAUGGUCUGGGGGGCCUUCAUCCAGCUCCAUGGUCUGGCAGGUCCUUGAGGGCCUGAGUCGAGAUUCUGCCAAACGACUGCGUUUCGUGCCGGGGGUCAUCUACGUGGAUGAGGGAGCGGCUUGUGGGCAGAGCCCGGAGGACAGAGCAAAAACUGUGGCUGAAAUGAAGCUGAUCCUGCAGACCCUCGGCUUCCCGUGGCACAUUGUCGCCUUGGAGGAGGUGUUCGGUCUGUCGCCGUCGGUGCUGCGCUGCUCUGCCCAGGAGCCGGUGGGGGCCGUGGGGACCUACAAGGUGGCUGUGGAUAGUUUCCUCCAGCAGCAGCACACGCUAGGGACCGAGAGGGCAGGGGGCAGCCCCAGCCCCACCCAGGGAGAGGAGCGACUGAGCCCGCCUGGCACCCAGGAGUCCCAGGACCCGGCGGGGCCACCGCCAGCCGCCCAGACCGAGGCUCUGUCCCGACUGUUUGGCUCCGUGAAGACGCUGACGGCCAAAGAAGAGUUUCUGCACACCCUGCGGACGCACCUGAUCCUGCACGUGGCCCGGACCCAUGGCUACUCCAAGGUGAUGACAGGAGACAGCUGUACCCGCUUGGCUAUCAAGCUCAUGACCAGCCUGGCGCUGGGCAGAGGGGCCUUUCUCGCCUGGGACACGGGCUUCUCAGAUGAGCGUCACGGUGACGUGGUGGUGGUGCGGCCCAUGCGCGACCACACGCUGAAGGAGGUCGCUUUCUACAACCGCCUGUUUGCUGUGCCUUCCGUCUUCACCCCCGCCAUCGAUACCAAGGCCCCCGAAAAGGCCAGCGUCCACCGCCUGAUGGAGGGCUUCCUGCUCCGGCUGCAAGCCCAGUUCCCGUCUACCGUCAGCACCGUGUACAGGACGAGUGAGAAGCUGGUCAAGGCCCCCCGCGACGGCUGUGCCGCCGGCCCCCGCUGCCUGCUCUGUAUGUGCACGCUGGACGUCGACGCUGCUGAUAGUGCCACGGCUUUCGGGGCCCAGACCUCCGGUUUCUCCCAGACGCAGCCCCCCACCCCGCGGGCUGGGGCUGGAGCACCCACAGAGGUGGGCGGCGCCCAGGACCGCUGCCAGGGGGCUGGGCCCUGUGGGAGGGAGGACUCCCGAGCCCGCAUCAUUGAGCAGCUAUGCUAUGGCUGCCGUGCGAACAUGAAGGAUGUGCCCUCCUUGGACCUCCUGCCACCCUACAUCUUGGCCGAGGCCCAGCUCCGCAGCCAAAGGGCCUCGCAGGAGAUCCAGGAGUAUCUGGUGGAGAACGGCGCUGAGGAGACGCACACCGCCGAGAGCUGAGCCUGGGGCCACCAAGAGCCGGGGCGCGGAUCGCAUAAAUAAAAAUACUUUUAAUUAGAAAA